CUUAUGGUGAGGUUCCGGCGGCCACUCGUGAACUAUGGUGGCGGUUGUUCAAGGCUUCCCAUCGUUGGCAUUUUGCCCUAGACCAAGCUAUUUUCAAAGAAUACAAUUCUAGGAUUUCUGGGUGGUUGAGACCCACUUUUAGGACUGCCCGGUCUACGGGUAAAAAGCCAAAAUUCCUUGGCGAUGAUGUGUGGGAGAUGCUUUGCCGCCACUGGGCUACGGAUGCCUCAUUUUUGCUGAGAAGCGAAACGGCCAAGGCAAACCGGAACUCCGAGAAAGCCAAGGAAGUUCAAUGGCACGGGGGCCGCAAACCCCAAAUUCAACAUAAAAAAGAUCUGGAAGGAUCUGGACCCGUGAAAAAACGGGUCACGCCAUUGAAACUCAUGGCACAUUGCUGGACGAAGAAG
Molecule: messenger RNA, 407 nt
Organism: Cuscuta europaea
Lineage: Eukaryota; Viridiplantae; Streptophyta; Magnoliopsida; Solanales; Convolvulaceae
Source: the annotation of a GenBank genome assembly